This is a messenger RNA of Daucus carota subsp. sativus, 453 nucleotides long. RefSeq lists its product as uncharacterized. The transcript has a single exon. Bases 1 to 453 code for a protein of 150 amino acids. The record is from RefSeq and is a predicted model, not a curated record. NCBI's taxonomy places the organism in Eukaryota, Viridiplantae, Streptophyta, Magnoliopsida, Apiales, Apiaceae.
AUGGCAGAAAAACAAACAAAACGUCAUAGAGAAGAACAAGUCCAAGCCACCACUAUACAAGAUUCACCAAUCCAAAAACGUCAAAACUCAUGCACACAAGAGCAAGAACAAGUGCUUGAUGAGGAUAUUUUUGACCCGUUUCAAGUACCCGACCCGGAACUGCCUCCCAUGCAGAGCACGCAAACAGUGGAGCCAGCCACAGAGGAUUGCAGCCCUAGCUGCAUGUUGACAAAAGAAGAAGAAGAUGAUGAGAAGGAGAGGAUGAUAAGGCAUCUUCUAGAAGCUUCUGACGAUGAGCUCGGGCUGCCUGAUAAAUCAUCCGGGUUGGGUGAAGAUUUUAUUGGGCCAGUGGAUCUUUUCGAUGACCCGUUUUCAUGUUGUGAUGGGAUAUGGGAGCUUGAAGAUGAGGUUGCUAAUUACUCUACUUUGCUUCAAGCUGAACUCUUUAUGUAG